CGACAAUAUAUUCUAUUAAAUAAACUAUUGAAAUAUGAUAAUAAUUUUAUACUGAUUAUUUUUAGACAUAGAUGUGUAACUAUGUAAAUAUGUCGGUUUUGUUUACUAUUUUGCAAAUAUGUUUUGUCUAUAAUAUUAAAGAGGCUUAUAGCGAAGAGAUCAAUUUAUAUGGAGAUGCUGGACAGGCAUACUCCGUGGAAGCAUAUUUAGGUCAUCCCCAUCAAAAGCUUAAAUUACUAGUGGAUACUGGAAGCACAACACUAGCUAUAGCAUCAUAUGCUCGAGAGAAUAGCAAUGAAUACUUCCAUCCUGAUAACUCCAGCAGUAUCUAUGAUAGUGGGAAGAGUGUCCAAGCAGAAUAUUCCCAAGGCAUGUGGUCGGGCCGACUUGUGUCAGACUUCAUUAAAUUCCCAUCUUUGCAGAGUAUACCAGAAGUGAGAUCAGAUAUAGCUCUUAUCACACAAAGUCACAAGUUUUUCAUGAAUGGGUCAGGAUGGCAGGGGUUACUUGGUCUUGCUUACUUACCAGUUGGUGCUUGGGGUAAUGGCGUUGUUGUGGAGUCCUGGCUAGACUCUGUUGAUCGCACGUUACACAGACCUAUAUCCUUCCAUUUAAAACUCUGUGGACCAAUAAGCAAGACAAAUACAACUCAUUAUGGAUAUUUUAAAAUGCUUGAUGAUCACGCACCACAAGUGAACAGCACCAAGAUAUUCCGUACACCGAUCUUACGUAAACGUUGGUACGAAGUUGGUGUAUUAUCAAUAUCGGUCAUGAGUACAUUAUCAGAAGCUGAUCAAACAGUAAUGGACACCGCCAAAAACCCGAACAUUGAUAUGUGCCUAAAGUUAAAUGCUGAGAAGAGCAUUGUAGAUAGUGGAACUACUAAUAUUAGGCUGCCUGAUAGUUUGUUUCGACAGGUCGUCGAUGAACUAAAGAAUAUUUAUCGAAGUUCACAAGUGUUAAUAUUAGACGAAUUUUGGUAUCAAGGCGAGGCGGCCUGUUGGCCUGAGCCUCAAGUCUGGACGUUGCCUUGGUUGGCGAUAGAUCUUCUCAGCUCUGAUGCCGACAAUCAGUAUUUUAGGCUGGAAAUCCCUCCACAGAACUAUAUGCGGGUAGUAGGUGUAUACAACAGCAGUGAUAAGACGGGAACAGUUUCGGAGUAUUGCUACAAGCUGGGUAUUGAGGCGGGCGGUAGUGAAACAGUGCUUGGUUAUACCGCCAUGGAAGGAUUAAAGGUAAUCUUCAACAGGUCAGCCGGCUGGAUCGGCUGGCAGACUUCUGAUUGUGGAGCAAACGCUCGUAUAUCUGGUCCGUACAACACAACCAUCUCUUUCAAAACAACCUGCGAACUUCUCAGACCAGUUUCUGACGUCGCUAUAUCAAUAAGGGCGGCCCAAUGGGCGCUAUGUGCCAUUUCUAUUAUAGCAGCUGGCGUAUUAAUUUAUUUAUUAGCACCCUGUAUAAAGACUUUCUUUGUAAAAAGACUGCCAAGUUCUCAACAGAUCUCGUUAUCACAAGCAGCUUUAGUCGAACAAGAGUCGUAAUAGUAAGUUUAGUUUAUUUAAGGUUUAUUUAUAUUGACCUUUAAGACGAUGCUGUAGAGUUCAAAUUUGCAUGCGUUACAAAUUUCUUGGAAUUUUAGCACAAAGCGGACUUGUCUGCCGUUUAUAAGUCACAUUUUUUAAGACUUCAUCAACAAAUAAAUUUUGUCCAUUGUUUUUGAAGGUCAGUGUUAAUUUAUUAAAGGUAUAAGUAGUAAGAGUGAAGUGUUCAGUGUGUUAGCAAUCAGCCUUGACCUCUCAUUUGUUUAAAGCGAGACUUAAUAGUGAAGCAAA
This is a messenger RNA of Trichoplusia ni (cabbage looper), 1835 nucleotides long. RefSeq names its product beta-secretase 1-like. Gene Ontology annotation, cellular component: endosome; membrane; trans-Golgi network. Gene Ontology annotation, molecular function: aspartic-type endopeptidase activity. The record is from RefSeq and is a predicted model, not a curated record. Gene Ontology annotation, biological process: amyloid-beta metabolic process; membrane protein ectodomain proteolysis. Lineage: Eukaryota; Metazoa; Arthropoda; Insecta; Lepidoptera; Noctuidae. The transcript has 9 exons. The coding region runs from base 72 to 1544 and encodes 490 amino acids.